AACUACUAACUAAUAAAAUCAGUUGGCUAGCUCCAAAUCUCCUGAUUACUCUUUCAAGCUAGCUAAUUCCAAGUUAAAUCUACCAAAAGUUUGAGUAAUCUCCAAAGAUAUAAUAACAUCUUGGUAACCAUGGCGGCCACGAUGAUCAAAGUUGUUGUCUGCAUGAUGGCUAUCAGCACCGCACUCACAGUUCUUCUCACCAUGAAGGAUUCAGGUUUCCAUGGAAAGAGUAGCAGCAACAUUGAUAUUUCUUCAAGUUCCGCGAAAGAAACCAACGCUGAAGACGUCCUCGUCACGCCAUACAAAAGGGUUAACCGUUUUCUUGCUGAGGAGAGAAACCCAAGGGCCGCUGAUCACUGCCACAAAGACUACGAAGUCUGCACUUUGCAAGGCACAAACUCCACUUGCUGCAACAACAAGUGUUUGGAUCUAGCAACUGACAAGAAGAACUGCGGAGCAUGCAAGAAGAAAUGCAAGUACACGGAUACAUGCUGCAGGGGAGAAUGUGUUGAUACUACUUACGAUAAAAGGCAUUGUGGAGAAUGCAACAAUCGCUGCUCGCCUGGGGGAUACUGCAUUUACGGUCUCUGCGAUUACGCUUAAGAUCCGAGCUUAACACAUUUCUGUUUAUUUAUUAGGCGAUCGAUGAGGUUUGCCAAUAUUUAUUCAUACGCACUAUCAAUAAAGAUAAGCCAAAGCUUGUGAUUAUAAAUGAUUAAUUAUAUAAGUAAAUAUGCAAACCUGAUUUAUAUAUGAAUCCUCGAGGAUUUCUACCAAGAGAUAUUGUAACGUGUUUGGAUGACCUUCGCAUUAAUAAAUUUUGUUACUAUUGUCGA
Molecule: messenger RNA, 836 nt
Organism: Daucus carota subsp. sativus
Lineage: Eukaryota; Viridiplantae; Streptophyta; Magnoliopsida; Apiales; Apiaceae
Product: stigma-specific STIG1-like protein 1
Exons: 1
Coding region: 130-603 (157 amino acids)
Source: RefSeq, a predicted model, not a curated record